Thermothielavioides terrestris NRRL 8126 is the source of this 1749-nucleotide messenger RNA. RefSeq lists its product as uncharacterized. NCBI's taxonomy places the organism in Eukaryota, Fungi, Ascomycota, Sordariomycetes, Sordariales, Chaetomiaceae. The record is from RefSeq and is a predicted model, not a curated record. Bases 368 to 1573 code for a protein of 401 amino acids. The transcript has 2 exons.
CUCAGGCGGGAAAGGAUUACGUAGGUCACUUCUUUAGCGCCUCCACCUUGGCGUUAGCCUUGGCGACCCUUGCUCUGCCGCCACCCAGUCAAAGGACGUCCUGGCUCCGAGAUGUCCGACCACCACAAAGACCGUCCCGCACCGACCGACCUACCAACCUACUGAUCGCUCUCCUUCGUUCUUCUCUCCCUGCCAUUUCCCACCACAAACAUUCAUAUCUCUUCAUAUCUCUGCCUGCAGACCGACCCGAGUCAGACACAGGAUUCGUUUCUUUCCUUUUGUUUCGUUGAGAACGAUCUGCACCCACAAGUGAUUUGAUUGAGGAAUCCACGUUUCAAGCACACCCGGCCAAGCGACUGCUGGCGCCAUGCUGCUGAAGCCCCUCACGGUUGCGGCGAGCCUCUUGGCCGCCCCAGCCGCGCACGCAUUCCUCAUCCCGCCCGAACUCAGCCCUGCCGACAUUCAAGCAGCCAACACCAUCGAAAGCAUCGCCUCCCAGGUCGCGGGGAGCCGAGUGGUCGAACUCGAGCUCGAGUGCCCCGACUGCCCCGUCCUCGUGCAAGACAAACAUGGCAGACCCAUCGAGGUGCAGCUUCACCGGCCGAGCCGUCUCGGGUUGAACUUUACCGUCGAAACCCAGCCGGAGCACGACCGUCUCCUCGUGAAUGGCUUCGAGCUGUAUCCUUCCGUUGACCCGCUCGAGGUCCUUUCAGCGCCGCAAACGGUUGACUGGAAGGAUAAGGACCGCCGCCGUCACGGGGAGCGCAGCCAUCAUGACGGCAAGCGUCGCAAGCGGCGCCAUCAUCUGACGCCCCAACCCCAGCGGCUCGGCUUUGCUGUGAAUGUCGGACCGGCAAAGAAGGACGCCGAGGGCAUGCUCGAGCUUGUCGAGGUUGAGCUGCAGAUCAUCGAGGUUGGCAUGACCUUCGUCGACGACGUCCCCAACCUCACGAUCAAGCUCAUCAAGGACCAAGAGGGCCAUUUGCUCUUGGCCAAGAUUGGAAAGAGCGCGUCCAAGAAGCUUACGGUGCCCUCAGAGGAUGUGCCGCAGGAAUGCACCAGCACCAUGUGCAAGUUGUUCGAGAUGGCCCGGGAGAGGCUUAAGAGCCUGCGACCGUUCAGGCUCUGCCACGGCCCGCCCAUGGCGAUGCACGGUCCUGGCGGAGCUCCCGGUUCUCACCCUGACCACCCCCAUCACCACCACCCUCACCACCAUCACCACCCUCACGGUCCCCAAGCCGAUUCCUGGCGCGGACCGUUCCGCGAGCACCGGUGGGGCAAGCUGUUCAAGCACGUCGUCUCGCACAUUUUCCUCCCCGUGCUUGUCGGCAUUGUUGCGGGUGUCAGCAUCAGCCUGAUCGGUAUGGCGGUCGGCACCGUGCUGGUCUCCCUCUGGCGGUUCUUCUUCCGCCGGAACUGCCACCGUCGCCAUCACCGUCGGAACAGCCGCGCCCACCUCAAAGCUGCCCACAGCGAGGUCGCUCUCGACGACGAGAAGGCGGGCCUGAUGGAGUACCAGGACCCGCCUCCGUCGUAUGAGGAGGAAGAGGCCGCUAAGACGGAGGCGGCCUAGGUUAGGGAGCAGGGAGCAGGGAACAGGCUUCGAUGCUAGGGGCGGUGUACGAGUACGGAAGGGGAGGCCAGCCAUUGAUUUUGAGUUGGGACAUUGGAGCGGGCGUUUUGGUUAUCAGUGAUCUUGGGGCGGGUUGGGCGGUGAGCUUGAGGGUAUUGGGAUCUCUGAAGGGCGAU